CGACGUGCGUGACGUCGCGUUGUAGGCUUCGCUAGUUUCCUCAACCAAACACUCAAUUGAUAUUGUGUGAUAAAAACUGGAAGUCAACCGGUGGACGAGGGGCUAGUUAGCCUAAAAAAACACACGUAACCCGCGGCCCUCCUCGAUACAAACAAACUCAGCCGUUUCUGUGCUUAAACGUGUCUUGUCGGCGAAGAAAACGGAGAAAAGCCUUGCUUUUAAACCCACCAAAGACUGUUUUUCCAUUUUUGCUGUGGCUUUCGAAAGGCGGGGAAUACAAAGCAACUUGUGGUGAAAUCUAUUGCAUUUGGGUCUUAUUGAAGCAAAACGGGAUUACUACAAAGACAAUUCGCACUGCUGUGACUGGUCAGCGAUAGUACAUGGAUUAUCUGUGUUUCCGGGCACUGUGCUGUAAAGGACCCCCGCCGCCAAGACCAGAGUAUGAUGUGGUGUGCAUUGGCCUGACAGGUGCGGGAAAGACCAGUCUGCUCUCGCGUCUCUGUAGUGAGGGCAGCGACGGCAUCGUUCCUACAACAGGUUUCAGCAUCAAAGCAGUGCCAUUUCCAAAUGCUGUCUUGAAUGUGAAAGAACUUGGAGGAGCCGAGAAUAUUAAGAAAUAUUGGAGUCGUUACUACCAGGGGUCACAGGGUGUUGUCUUCGUAUUGGACAGCGCCUCAUCGGAUGAGGACCUUGAAGCAGCACGUAACGAGCUCCACUCAGCCCUGCAGCACCCGCAGCUCUGCACGCUACCUUUUCUCAUCCUCGCCAACCACCAGGACAAGCCUGCUGCAAGGACGCCAAGCCAGGUCAAGAAGUACUUUGAGCUGGAGCCACUGGCCAGAGGGAAGCGUUGGAUCCUGGAGGGCAGCACCACCGACAACCUGGAGGCAGUGAAGGAGAGCUUUGGUUCUCUCCAUCUCUCUUGUCUUUCUCUUACUCGCUCUGCUUCCCUUUGGUCACGCCAAAGCAGCCCUCCCUCAGCAUGGGCAUCCAGGAUGCCCAGGAGAAGGGAAGAGGCCAGGACCUCAGCGAAGCAGCCCUCCCGGGAGAAAAAAAAAGAAAGACCGUGAGACCUCUCUCUUUUCCACUCCUCCUCAAUCUCUUUCUGUCUGCACAGUUGAUUUUAUUCUGCUAAGAAAAGACGCAGUUCUCCUCCCACACCAAAUCCUUACCUGCUCUACCUGUUUAAUUGCCGGUGUCUGGCUCUCCUGUUAAGUUUUGCCUCGUCCUUGUUGGCAGCCGACCUUCAGUGUGGCUUACAGAUAAGAAGCAGCAAAGUUGCUGUCCAGCCUUUAUAAUCGGACUGUACAUUACCAAGCAACAGUAACAGAGACGUGGUGUUUACUGUGAUGGAUACAGUAUCUCAAGCCUCUGCAAGUCGAUUUUCAUAAUUCACUCAAAUUAAUGGUAAUUAAUGGGUGCCUGGAAGGGAGGAAAAACAAACUAUGGCAAGCUUAAUUGUUGGCAGUCAUAUAAAGUGAAGGUGCGAUGUGUAACAAAAGGGUGAAACAUGCAGACAUGCCAGAUAAUGCUUUUAAGAGGUUGCAUGUAAAGAAUGACUGAGCAAGACACCACACAAAAGCACUUACCAGAGACAUUUCUCUCAACGUGCAAAGCUGCAGCUUCCAGCAUAGUUUAUUUAUCAUUUGUCAUUUAGGUUUCGAUUUUCUGACACAAAGAGCUCUGCUGCUUUCAUGCCGUUACUAGUCUUCUUUGCAUUAACAGCUUGGUUACAGUGUGAACCGAACACAUUACAGUCAGGAAGAUCACAGGAAAUCUUCAAUCGAGUGGGGAUUGGAUUUUAACACGGGCUGAAAAUGAACCCUUAUGCUCUUACAGUGUAGGAAGUAGACUUUCACAGAUUGAAUGAUGCCAUGUAGGUUUUAUAUUAAAUUUUAAGUUGUAAAUAUCCUUAAAUAUCUUUUUCAGCACAACUUUGUGAACAGGGAAGUAGCUGCCUGAGUGUUUUUACUACUGUUCACUUUUCCUCCCUCAAAGGAUAAAGUAAGCAUCA
Messenger RNA from Etheostoma cragini (Arkansas darter), 2014 nucleotides. RefSeq names its product ADP-ribosylation factor-like 15a (gene arl15a). Gene Ontology annotation, molecular function: GTP binding; GTPase activity. The transcript has 6 exons. NCBI's taxonomy places the organism in Eukaryota, Metazoa, Chordata, Actinopteri, Perciformes, Percidae. The record is from RefSeq and is a predicted model, not a curated record. The coding region runs from base 381 to 1070 and encodes 229 amino acids.